AUGUCAGACAAAGUCCAUGAUAUUAGCUGUGAGCGCCUGUUGAUCACGGGUGUAACUGGCUACAUUGGAUUCAAGACACUCACAAUUGCCCUCGAAAGAGGAUAUCGUGUUCGCGCGGUCGUCCGAAGCGAACGCAACAUCAACGAAUUGAAAGAUAAAAGCACGAUCAUCGCACAGAGUCUUGAUCAGGAGCAACUCGAGUUUGUUGUCAUUCCACACUUUCUUGAACCAGAUGCAAUUUUUGAGUCCCUUGAGGGUAUUACUGCCAUCAUUCAUCUUGCAUCACCGUUAGCGCUUGAGACCGAUGAUUAUAAUGUUGGAAUUGUUAAGCCAGCUAUCUCAAUGGUGACUACUGUUUUGGAAGCAGCCACUCGUGUGGCAUCAAUCCGCCGGGUGGUCUUAACAUCUUCAUGCGUGACCCUGAUUCCAUUCGAAUGGAAUAUUAACCCCGACAGCCAGCGACUAUAUAUAGUUGAAGAUGUGAAUACCAGUGUUACUGGUCCUUUCUCUACUGCAAUGGAAGCUUACUGGGCAUCCAAAGCUCUGGCAAGAGUCGCGACCAAAGCAUUUGUUAACCACGCGCGGCCGAAAUUCGACUUUGUCAAUCUUCUGCCCUCGGUGGUAAUUGGACCAGACGACCGCCUGGACGCAGAUCCAACUGCGACAGUCGACAGUCUGCUUCAGGGCACGCGAGCAGCGGUUCUUGCACCCGCGCUGACAUCCUCACUCAACUCGUCAUUUCCCUAUGUUGGAACGCCAGUUCAUGUUGCCGAUGUCGCGCGCGCACAUGUUGAUGCGGUAGAUGCUGGUUUGGUUCCUGGAAAUUCUGAGUAUAUUCUCUCUUCGGAUAGUCCGAAUGGAGUGGUCUGGGAUAGGGAUGUUCAAGCUGCCUGUAAAAAGUUCUUUCCAGAAGAGGUGGCGAGUAAAAGGUUGCCGCUCGAAGGCUCUUUGACGGCAAUAAAAUGGAGGCUCAGUGCCCGGCAGACGGAGGAAACUUUUGGUUGGCAGUUUACCGGUUUUGAGGAGACAGUGAGACAGCUACUUUUGCAGUACUUGCAGCUCGAAGAAAGGUCACUCAAGUGA
Messenger RNA from Penicillium samsonianum, 1083 nucleotides. Its product is annotated as NAD-dependent epimerase/dehydratase. Gene Ontology annotation, molecular function: oxidoreductase activity, acting on the CH-OH group of donors, NAD or NADP as acceptor. The record is from RefSeq and is a predicted model, not a curated record. The transcript is spliced from 5 exons. Lineage: Eukaryota; Fungi; Ascomycota; Eurotiomycetes; Eurotiales; Aspergillaceae. Bases 1 to 1083 code for a protein of 360 amino acids.